ACGUGCACACUAAAAAAAGGAAGAUGGCGGCUUUCAGUGCAAAGUAAAUUUGACCAGAACUAGCAGAACGCUUCACCGGCUUCACCAUGACGUGAGCAAGAUCAAAAUUGUGCGCGGCUCUUCAAUUGAGAUGCGCGAUGUCUUUAACGGCGACCACACGCUGUAGGGUUCGCUUGCUAAACCGAGCCGUGUGGCGUCAGUUAGGGACACGCACUCUGGCACUUCGUAGCGGCGCCCGCACCGCCGCGACUUACCGGUCCUAUUUGCACUGCCUGAAACAGGAAAGCUCGCGGUUGCGACAGACACCUUUACGACCGUCAUUUUCGUUUCGCAACUAUUCGUCUAGAAGCGACGCCGAUAGUGUCACGAAGUCGACCAUCAUACUCCAGGAUGGUGUGAGCAUCGAAGAGCUGCCGGUUCUCAUCAAGAAGGCCACCGCGGAGUCGCUCCUUGACAACGACCAAACGACGCGCGGAAGCUUCGAUGAACUUCCGAAAGCAUCGAGGGAAGGCGCCUCGCCUAAGGUGUCCGCGAUAAUUAAAAAGUGCACGUCGGUGAAAGACGUUUACGUUGUUCUGAGGAAAGCCGAUCCCAAAGACCUGACGCCGGCUAUCGGUGUUCAGGCGCUCGACAAGCUGUUGCAAGUUCGAGACGUCGGGCUGGACGCACCACCAAAACGCCCUAAGUCUAGCGAGCCUGACGGUGUGUCGCUCGUCAUUGGCGAGCUGUGCAAGCUCAUCACGACAGCCGGGAGCUCCGAGGUUAUACUGGACGGACUCAGGUGCGUCGUGAGGCAUCGGUACGGCGAAGAAGACCGGAAGCGCUACGUGGACACCUUCGUCCAGGUCAUCCUCAGCCGCAUCUGCGACGGCACCAUCAAGCUCCCCGACCUUCUGGAAGCCACGUUACUACUGGUCAGCUGCGGCAGCCAGUACCUGGGCACGGUGGACCACUUCUGGCAGAGCAUUGUCACGCAAGCGGUCGACAUGGAGAAGGACGACGUGCUCAAGCUGUACAGCCUGCUGCCGUACUUCAAGAGUUCGCAGAGCGUCGUGCUUCGCGCCGUGGCGCGCAACACCACCAAGAACGUGUUGUCGCUGGGCGCCGACGACGUGGCCUACAUCCUGGGCGUGCUCACGCGAGUGAAGCUGGUGCCCCAGAGCCUGCUGCUGAGCCUGACCAAGUGGCUGAACCUCAACUUGCACGUCGUUCCCGAAAAGGAGUUCUGCAGCGUGGUGCGCUGCUUGCAGGCCCUGCGCUACAUUGACUCCAACUCGUCGAAGGCGGUCGAGCGGUACGUCCGCAUCAAGGGCUCCGGUAGCCGCGAGGAAACGAUGGACGCGCUGGCCUCUUACUGCCGGGUCUUUCGCUGGAGGAGUGAACCCGUGUUCAACUCUGCGUCCGACUUCUUUGUGGCGAAUCAUAAGGCCAUGUCUCUGCCCACGGCUGUUAACAUGGUCCGUGCUCUCGGCUACCUCAACAUUGUCCCCAAGAAUGCCAUGGAGUUCUUUGGCUCCUUGGAAUGGCUCCUUCGGGAGAGGUUCAACCAAAUCCCCUCGAACCAGCUGGUCGACAUGCUGAUCGCCUGCUUCUACCUGCAGAGGUAUCCACUCAACUUUGUCAAGAAGGUGUUCAGCCCACACUUUCUCGACAAGAUGAAUGGGAGCCUAGAACGAAAUGAACUGCGCAAGACGCACCAGAAACUGAAGUUCCUAGACUCGGCGCUCUCGUUGGAAUGCAAGCAUUAUCAUGGCCCUUAUUUACCGAGGGACUACUCAUCAAAAAGUGUGAAGAGAGAUGGAAGGCUACUCCGCCUGAUGUGCUCGAUGCAAGAUGACAUGGAAGUGAUUUUGGGAGGCGAAGGAAACUUCAGCUUCUCUGUGGUGCAACCAAGGCUGCCUCUCUCCGACAUGUACAUCAUCGACUACGUUGUGCAACUGAACAAUCAAGGCAAGCCGAUUCCCGCAGAUGCCGUGAGUGGUGUAGAUAAACGGUUAGCUGUGAUCAUCGCCCUCCCCGAGCACUACAGCAUGGACAGCCUGCACGCAAUGGGACACCAUGCGACGCGAAUGCGGCUCCUCCAAGCGCUAGGCUACAGUGUCAUUGAGCUCAACUAUGACGCUCUUCUGAAGACGAGACCGGCGUCUAAAGAACGACUGAAUUACUUAAGUACAAAGAUUUUACCCCCAUCCUGACGACCGCAUAAAACAAUUCGCACAGCACGUUCACUCCUGUACAGAUAGAAUAAAUUAUUUAAAUUUUA
This is a messenger RNA of Dermacentor silvarum, 2263 nucleotides long. Its product is annotated as FAST kinase domain-containing protein 3, mitochondrial-like. Gene Ontology annotation, biological process: mitochondrial RNA processing; regulation of mitochondrial mRNA stability. Bases 138 to 2195 code for a protein of 685 amino acids. Gene Ontology annotation, cellular component: mitochondrial matrix; ribonucleoprotein granule. NCBI's taxonomy places the organism in Eukaryota, Metazoa, Arthropoda, Arachnida, Ixodida, Ixodidae. Gene Ontology annotation, molecular function: RNA binding. The record is from RefSeq and is a predicted model, not a curated record. The transcript has 6 exons.